Molecule: messenger RNA, 2631 nt
Organism: Mytilus trossulus (common blue mussel)
Lineage: Eukaryota; Metazoa; Mollusca; Bivalvia; Mytilida; Mytilidae
Product: sodium- and chloride-dependent glycine transporter 1-like
Exons: 17
Coding region: 328-2343 (671 amino acids)
Biological process (GO): sodium ion transmembrane transport
Cellular component (GO): plasma membrane
Source: RefSeq, a predicted model, not a curated record
AACAACAUGUUCACCUUUUAUGUCUGAUGCUGAUUCUUAGCAAGACAAUAUAGUAUGUUGCAAGUGUAACCAGACAAUCACAAAUGAAACAAAAAGGGAUAUGAACAGACGCAGAAGUGAAGUACAAGAGGUGAUGUAACCCUGACAAUGUUAUGGAGGGAGAUGUUUUUAUCUAGUUGUGUCACGUGAUAUUGUUUAUGACAAGGUUAUUCUUAUUAAUAUGUAUAUUCCACUCAACAAUAUUGACCAAGUUUUUUGUUUCGACGGUUGCAUUUAAUAUUUUUGGAGAUUAGGCUUUUAGUAUAUAAUCAAUAGAUCUGAUAUUGGAUGGCGGAAAAGUUCGAGAAGAGGGUGACGCUUUCAGUCGAAAACGAAAAUGGUGAAGUAAAAGAACAUCUGGUAGAAGAAGAAGACAAUACCGACAAGAGAGCGAACUGGGGAAGUCAGUUAGAAUUCGUAUUAACCUGUGUCGGGUUUGCUGUCGGUCUCGGCAAUGUAUGGAGAUUCCCUUAUCUCUGCUUUAAAAAUGGUGGAGGAGCUUUUCUAAUUCCAUAUUUCAUUUGCCUAUUUAUAAUUGGUAUACCUUUGUUUUACCUGGAGUUGUGCCUCGGACAAUUCUGUAGUCUCGGACCUAUCAAAGUAUGGCGGAUAAAUCCGUGGUUCAAAGGUCUAGGUAUUACCAUGCUGGCGAUCUCAAGCCUUGUGUCCAUAUACUACGCUGUUAUCAUUGCAUACUGCACUUAUUACUUCUUUGCGUCGAUGCAACCGGCAGUUCCAUGGAAGUACUGUGAUGAAGCAUGGAGUACAUGUAACUGUCGAGACGGCACUCAGAACGACUCACUUCAAGAUCCUUGGAAUGGCACAAGAUUGGAAUGUUUUAAUUUUACAUAUGAGGAAAAUGCAACAGUGGCAGCAAGUGACGAGUAUUUCAGUAAUAAAGUUCUACAACUUACAAAUGGUAUAGAUAACAUGCAGAAUCCCAAAUGGGAUCUUUCUUUAUGUAACCUGUUCGUAUGGCUUCUGACAUUCUUAGUUUUAUCUAAAGGAAUCAAAUCACUGGGCAAGGUUGUGUAUUUUACAGCAAUUUUCCCUUACUUCCUUCUGACAGCAUUACUUAUUCGUGGCUGUACUCUGGAGGGACACAUGGAAGGGAUUAAGUUUUAUCUGACGCCAGAUUUUGAGAAACUUAAAAAGGCUGAGGUAUGGAGUGAUGCAGCAGUACAAAUAUUCUACUCACUUGGUACAUGUGUUGGGGGUCUGAUAGCCAUGUCUAGUUACAACGAAUUCAGGAAUAAUUGCCUACGGGACGCGUUGAUGAUUCCUCUCAUUAAUUGCCUGACCAGUUUUUAUGCCGGAUUUGUCACAUUUUCUAUACUUGGAUUUAUGGCGCAUAAGAAAAAUACUACUGUGGACAAAGUAGCUGCUGGGGGUCCAGGACUUGCCUUCAUAGUGUAUCCUGAGGCACUAGCACAGAUGCCCGUGUCCCCUGUUUGGGCUGUUCUCUUCUUCCUAAUGAUGAUGAUUCUGGGAUUCAGUUCACUUUUUUCCAUGACAGAAACAGUAAUUACAGGGAUAUACGAUCAGUUUCAAGACUUCAUGAAGAAAGAUAAAAGGCGAUUAUAUUUCUUUAGGCUAUUUGUUUGUUUCUUUUUCUUUGUACUUGGACUCCCUAUGGUUACCAAGGGUGGACUCUAUAUGCUUAACCUUCUUGAUACCUAUGUCGGAGGCUUCCCAUUGCUCAUUGUUGGAGUAAUAGAACUUAUAGUCGUUAUCUAUGUGUAUGGUUUAAGUUUUUCGAACCCUGAGACAGAAAAAUAUCCUAGGCGCUUACUUAGGGGUUUUCUACAUUUCAAGAUUGAUAUAGAGAUGAUGCUUGGUAGGACCAUAUUAACAACUGUGACGUUUUAUUUCUUUGGAGUCAUGUGGUGCGUGGUAGCACCUAUAAUUCUAGUGCUUGUCGUGAUACUUAAAGCACUACAAUAUGAGCCAAUAACGUUAGGCUCCUAUGUUUAUCCUUACUGGGCCAACGCCUUAGGUUGGUUGACUGUUUUGUUUUCCGUGUUCUUCAUACCCGGUUGGUGGAUGUAUUAUUUUAUUACAAAGGACAUUUCACGGGGCUGCAGACCACGAAAUACAUGGGGACCGUCACAGUUGGCGAAAAAGGACUGGUCCUUUUUUAUACAUCCAUUUAAAAAAUCACGGAGUCGAAUAGACCUUCGACGAUUUAGCCAACAACACGUUGUUGCAUCAAAACGAUCACUUAGAUCAAAAUCAGCUCCAUUUCUAGAAACACUAGACGAAAUAACACGCGAGGAAUCUUCAGAUAAACUUCAAGAUAUAUAGUUCUGAUUAACAUACAGUAACUGAUAUUUAUCAGAAAUAUGUUACAGAUUAAAAUCAAUCUUAAGAAACUUUUAAAUACUAGUAUACAAAACUGAAAUUUCAAAGUUGUCUUUUGUAAAUUGUGCCAUAGUUCUGCUUAUGUGGAAUAUAACUGAUGUGAUUUAUAUGAAAAAUAGAGAUGUGUUUACAAUGUUCUGAAAUCAAAAUGUAAUGUUUGUUAUUAUGAAUUUUAUGUGGCUAUACCAAUUAAUUCGAGAAUAUCAAAUUUUAAAGUGUCAUCAAUUGCAA